AUGACCUCCAAGAAGCCAAUAUGUGAUCGGUUUGUGGUGUUGUUUUCUGUGUCGAUUGCAUGGACAUGUGCUGGAAUCUUGACAUGGAGUGGUGCAUACAACAAAUCUACAGACACUUUAAACACUUGUCGAACAGAUCAUUCUGGACUCAUACAUGGAGCUCCUUGGAUCUAUGUUCCUUAUCCAUUUCAAUGGGGUACUCCUACUUUUGAUGUUGGUGAAGUUAUCACCAUGAUAGUUGCUUCUUUCGUCUCUUCCAUUGAGUCAACAGGGUCGUUUAGUGCAUCAGCAAGAUAUGGAAGCGCCACUCCUGUCCCACCUUCUGUUUUGAGCCGUGGUAUUGGCUGGCUGGGAGUAGGGACUUUCAUCGGUGGCAUGUGUGGAAAUGUUACUGGAUUUGCUGCAUCCAUUGAAAAUUCUGGUGCAUUGGCUUUAACUAGAGUUGGGAGUCGACGUGUGAUUCAAAUAUCAGCUGCUUUUAUGAUCUUCUUCUCAGUCUUUGGAAAGUUUGGAGCUUUUUUUGCUUCAAUACCUUUACCAAUCUUUUCAGCUUUAUACUGUAUCUUGCUUGGUUGUGUAUCUUCAGUAGGUCUAGGACACUUGCAGUUCUGUAAUCUCAACAGUUUCAGGACCAAAAUCAUAUUAGGCCUUUCUUUCUCCCUUGGACUUUCACUUCCACAGUUCUUUCGAGAACAUUGGGUCUCCAAUCAUGGCCCCAUGCACACCCAUGCAAAAUGGUUUGACAACAUGGUGUCGGUGGUGUUGAUGUCACAUGCAAGUGUUGCAGUGAUGAUUGCAGUGAUAUUGGACUGCACGAUUACUCAUGGGAAAAACGAGAAUGGGAAAGAAUGGUGGGAGAAGUUUGCAGUGUAUGGAAAAGAUGUUCGAAGUGAUGAGUUUUAUAAACUUCCAUGGAAACUUAACAAGUUAUUCCCAGCGUUAUAA
Messenger RNA from Lactuca saligna, 945 nucleotides. The record is from the annotation of a GenBank genome assembly. Lineage: Eukaryota; Viridiplantae; Streptophyta; Magnoliopsida; Asterales; Asteraceae.